UGUUUUGUAAGUUCCACUUUGCAACAGCUCUACUCCCUCAGACAAGCAGCUUUGUACUCAUUUAGUUUCGCUCUAUUGUCUACAUCUCAUAACUCCAUUAGAAUCUGCCAAAUAAUUUGUAUCACCUUACAACAAUGGGAUUUAUGAAUACCUGAUUGGUGUCAAAUAAAGAAUCCAGUCUGGGAGCAAGUUGGUGUCAGCACAAAUAAUUUGGACACACAUUAGCAUGCCAAAAUUAACUUGGUUUGGGCUGGUCAAUGAUCAUGAAUAAUGUUUAAGUAUUAAACGUCAACAUUAAUUCUGUAUCAGACAGAAUGAAGCGGUGCUUAUAUUUUUAAAGAGAUAUAAUAUAUAGUACUAAGAAACCAUUUCUUGAGCACAAAAGUUCAAAUCAUAUGAUUUGCGUCUAGGUCACAUUUUGUUGCCUCUCUGCGUUGCCAUUGGCACAUAUGUGCAGGCCAUAGCAACUUUGAAGUAGCAACAGCACAUAGUCCAACAAUUGACUAGAUGCUGCCACGUAGCAAGAAGAAUUCUUGGAAUAUGCCAUUAGCGUAUUCGCAGUCCCUUCUGUUUCAUUCUGUCAGGCCAGCAAAAUGACACAUUGCACACGUAUGCAUUUCUCUUCUAUUUUUAUUGUGAUGUUUUGGGGGGUAUGUAUGUAUGCUGUGAAGUUGGUGGGGAACUACACAAGAGCCAAUCACCUCUAGCUCAAUCCAUGUUGUAUUAGGCUCCAAGAUCAGGACAAUUUAGCGUGCAUCGGCCAUGAAGGUGGGGUCCACACAUUCUCUUUUCUCCACUACUAGUACUAAUCUCUUGCCCCUCCGCCAUGUGGUUUCUAUAUAAGACACAGUCUGAGGCCACACAUCAAGGCAAUUCUUAUCGUAGAUAGCAACUAAAAUGGAGACCAUGUCAUAUCCUUGUUCCCCUCUUCUCUCCCUCCCCACACAUGAAGAGAGUAACUUUUUCAUGUGGUCUCCUCAAGUAGCUCUCCACGAGAAUGCCACCAUCCAUGUUGAUCAUCCCACUGAUCAGCAACCUGAUAAUGUGUUCUUGGACACUGCAGUUCAAGAUUAUGCUAAUGAUUGGCAUCAACAAGAUGCUUCUGAUGUUGGUGUGUUCACCUAUUGUGAUGAGAGGAUUCAGGGCCAAGAGAGUGGCAACUUGGUCGCGAUCCAGGAAGAGCUCAUGGAGGAGAACAGUUUAACUGAUCUCCUCCUCACUGGUGCAGAGGCGGUUGAGGCGGGGGAUCCAAGAUUUGCCUUGGCAGUGUUCUCGAGGCUUGAUGGCCUCCUCCUUGGCAGCCCUGAAAAUGCAGCAGCCGGCUCUUUUGAUCGCCUGGCCUACCACUUUGCCCAAGGUCUGCGGUCCCGGAUCUCCAGUGCAAGCACCAGUUGCUCUCUGCCGGAGCCACUGCCGUCUGAUAGAAUGUCGGUGCAACAUAUUAUACAAGAGCUGUCGCCGUUUGCCAAGUUUGCGCACUUCACUGCCAACCAGGCCAUUCUAGACGCCACCAAGGGCGAUACACAUGUGCACAUCGUCGACCUGAACAUUGGUGAGGGCAUCCAGUGGCCAUCGCUCAUGUCAGAUCUUGCCCGUCAUGGUGGCAUGUCAUUCCACCUCACGGCGGUCACAGCAGACGCCGACUACAGCGACGGCGUUCACCAUGCAUCUGCGCGGCGGCUCUCGGAGUUCGCGGACUCCUUGAACCUUCCUUUCCAGUACAGCUCUCUCUGUUUACACAGUGAUGAAGACCUGCAUGAAUUCUCCAAGAACUGUAAAGGCUCGGUGAUCCUCUCAUGUGACACAACAGGCAUGCCUUACAAGUUGCUGAGCAAGUUACCGGCACUCCUACCUGCCUGUGUUAAACUGUUACAGCCAAAGUUAAUGGUCAUCGUAGAAGAGGAGCUGGUUAGAGUCGGAAAGGAGGCGUCUCUAUGUAAGGCCUCCUUUGUCGACUUCUUCUUCGAGGCAUUGCACCACUUUACCACGGUGUUCGAGUCACUGGCGAGCUGCUUCUUUGGUGGUAACCAGGGGGCGUGCCUGAGACUUGUGGAGAGGGAGAUGGUGGGGCCAAGGAUACAGGACUUUGUGGGGCAGUAUGGGUCUGUGACAGUUGAGGUCACUACUCCUGUGGUUUUGGAAAGGUAUGGGGCUUGUGACCUGAGUGGCUGCAAUGUUGCUCAAGCCAGGAUGCUGGUUGGGUUGUUCAAUAGGGGGUUUGAGGUUGUGCAUGAGAAGGGUAGGCUUGUGUUGUGCUGGAAGUCCAGGCCACUGACCUCUGUGUCUGUUUGGGCUCCAAUCUUAAAAGAAAGAAGCUCAUGACGUUCUUUA
Molecule: messenger RNA, 2331 nt
Organism: Aegilops tauschii subsp. strangulata
Lineage: Eukaryota; Viridiplantae; Streptophyta; Magnoliopsida; Poales; Poaceae
Product: protein NODULATION SIGNALING PATHWAY 2-like
Source: RefSeq, a predicted model, not a curated record